CGAUAUCACUGCCUGCUGGUACCCAUUUCCUCAUUUUGCCAGACUCGAGAAAACCCCAGUAUCAAUUGGUAUCAUCACCAAAUCAUUCCAGCCAGCCCUGCAUUCUCUCGCAAAGGCAACUUUCUCAUCCGAUCCAAUAACUGAGCGUCCAGGGAAGUCGACUGCUCGCAGAUAUUUCGUCUAUCGCAGCGAUUACUAUAAGACUGAAACCCUGACUUCGAGUCUUUCCGUAAAUUUCUCAUCGACUGACGACAAAGACGGGACUCGGGGCCCGGCUGCCUGGCUUUGUACUGUGUGGUGUUUGGACAUUAUAUCUCAGCACGUUUUUGGAUACAGCAACACCGCGAUAUUGACGACAACGGACGGUUCCUCCAACUCGACUCUGCAAUACCAUGCUCUCCAAUCCGCCCCACAUGAGCGGGCUUCACUCUCGCCAGCGCCAACACCGGCGGCAGAACUCGACGCCUUCGGCCUUCGAUGUGGUAAAGAUCGCACCACUCCCCAGUCCUCAAAAACGCCGCCCAACAUCACACCGCCGCGGCCUCAGCCUAGACACACGGGGGGAACACCUCCCUCCUGCACCGACAACGACCAGGCAGGAAUACGUCUCGGUAAGUAUGCCUCCACCUAAUACAGGGCCACCAUCAACACCGCGGCAUGAACUGCGAGACACGCAGCAACAACACACAGCACGCCCGAGCCACGUCCAGCACACCUCCAUAGCCCAAGACAUCAGCGAGGGCUUUAUCCACUCGCCACAAGUUACACCACAAAGCCGGCGAUUUGCGAAUGGAGAAGCCAGCCAUGACCAUCAGGCCGACUUACACGACCUCCCGUUCGACCCAUUUUCAGCGUCUCUUAGUCUGUGCGAUCGCUCAGUGUUCGAUCGCUCAGUGAACCGCCUGAAUGAGAACGGCAUUGACGUUUCAGUUGACAUGGAGUUCUAUGGGCGAGAGAACACCAUUUCCACGCCGUCUUUCAUGACCUUCCCCGACUCAAGCCCAGCGGACACAUGUCCAGGGUGGGUUUCGGAGACCGACACGGCAAGCAGUCACUCGCAGCGUUCAUCCAGGCGGAUCAGCAACGGGAUUAUGGACAAGGUCGCCAAGUUCGAGGUUCUGGGGAGUGAACUGAAUCCCUCGCGGCCCUGCACGCCCAUUCAUCAGACCACGAACGAUCGUUUUCCUCAGACCCCAGUUGGGACGGUCAUAAAACAGGAGCCAGCAUCUGUUCUGCCUCCAAACAGAUUCUCCGAGGGUUACGACGAGUCCAUGGAAGAGACACUGAAACCUGUCCGCAACAAUAGGACUGACAACCGUACGUCGGGCACAUUUCAAGACUUGCGCCGGCAGGCUGAAGCCAUGGUUCAUACGCCACCUCGGGCGAACACGAUCCCGAUGGCUCUGACGAACCAAGGGCUCAGGACACCCGAAUUCAUGAACAUGCGUACCAUCAGUGCCGAGUUCCGCAAGCUUGAGCGCGAGUUUAGCAGCAUUCCAACAAGCCCGGUGGAGAUACCGGCUAUAUACUUGUCCACGAAGUCGAACCCCGUCUUCCCCAAUAAGCCCGAGCUCCAGCCAUUGGACCGCGACUUCAAGACAGUCCCUGGCUCGCCAUCACUGAGCAGUAGAACUGCUUCACGGCGCAGCUCGCCGCAUCGCCGAACUGAAUCCAUCGCGUCGCUCACAAGUGCAGCCAGCAUUGCGGACAUCAACAUCGAGGAGACCAAGACGGAAACCGGUGUCACGUUGGAGGAUAUUGCAGCUUUCAUCCAGGGCCCCGAUCCAUCCGACGGGAAGUGGCGAUGCCUGUACGAAGGGUGCAAUAAGCCCUUCGGCCGCAAGGAGAAUAUCAAGAGCCACGUCCAGACACACCUGAACGACAGGCAGUACCAGUGCCCGACAUGCAAGAAGUGCUUCGUCCGGCAGCACGACCUCAAGCGCCACGCGAAGAUCCACACCGGCAUCAAGCCCUACCCAUGCGAGUGUGGCAACAGCUUUGCGCGCCACGACGCCCUCACCCGUCAUCGCCAGCGAGGCAUGUGCAUCGGCGCAUUCGACGGCAUCGUGCGCAAGGUCGUAAAACGUGGGCGGCCCAAGAAGAUCCGACCGGACAUGGACGAGCGGCGGGACAAGGCCGAGCGGACCAGGCGCAAGAACAAGGUUAGCUCGGCCAACUCGACCAGCAGCCAGUCCGGAUACUCCGACGUCUCGGCUGCCAACUCACCCUACAACGACUUCGAUGGCCUCCUCGACGACGACCAGUUCGCCAACAUCCUCUCCGCCAUCCCCAACCCGACCUCAAGCACCAUGAAUCCAACAAGUCUCGCCGUCUCGACCGCCGCAAUGCCGGCCACCAUACCAGGCAGCAUGGCCGAAGUUCUCUCCGCCCUCUCUCCUUCCACAAUAAGCACCUACAGCCACGCCAGCACAUCCGAACCGCAAGCCAUGACCACCAGCAUGACUACCCCCGACCCUUUAACGCUCCCUGCGCCCCGAUCACCAAGCGCGACAGUAACAGAGUACAACAGCCCACCCUCCCCCACAAAAUCCGUCGCCAGCCAAUACACACAAACGACAACAACCCACCUCCCGGGCUCCCCGCCAGAUCUCUCCUCCCCGCAGUCCCCUCCGCCUUUGCUCACCUCUUCAUCUGACGGCGACGCCGAUCCGGAUGCCCAGUUCUUCGAUCUCGACCAGCUUGACCGGAACAACAGCAGCGUCUUAUCCGACGCGAGUAUCGGGCUGGGCACAACCGUCGCUGCCCAUGCUGCCGCUGCUGCUGCUGGUGGGGUUGGCGGUAUCCCGGGGAUUGAUGCUGGUGAUAGCGCCGAGAUGCUGUUGGGGUUCCAUAUGGGCGCGGCGUCGGUGUGUGGCGGUGAUGGGGAGGGGUUUGUGCUGGCUGAUGCUGGCCAUCAUGGGUUGCACUGUCAUGCUCACCUUGGGCAGGGAGGGGUGAUGAAGUUUGAGGACGACUUUGAUCCGGUUAGCAUGUUCACUGGUGGGGAGGAUGUGUUCUUUGGAACGGCUUAG
Messenger RNA from Parathielavia appendiculata, 3032 nucleotides. RefSeq lists its product as uncharacterized. Gene Ontology annotation, biological process: regulation of transcription by RNA polymerase II. Gene Ontology annotation, molecular function: DNA-binding transcription factor activity, RNA polymerase II-specific; RNA polymerase II transcription regulatory region sequence-specific DNA binding. The record is from RefSeq and is a predicted model, not a curated record. Gene Ontology annotation, cellular component: nucleus. NCBI's taxonomy places the organism in Eukaryota, Fungi, Ascomycota, Sordariomycetes, Sordariales, Chaetomiaceae. The transcript has 4 exons. Bases 393 to 3032 code for a protein of 879 amino acids.